AUGCCCCUUUUUUUCUUAUUACAUUAUUCUGACAUUGUUGCUGUCCAAGUCUUUCGCUCCUCUUUUGCCGUUACCUUGACUGUAGCUUUCGGGUCCCUCCGCCGUGCCAGAAAGACUGGUAACAACAGGGUCUCCCGUGCUGUCGGUGUUCUCCUCGAGAUUGAGAAGAUUAGUGAUGAAUACUUUUCAUCUAUAACAAAGUGUGAAGAUCCUGAAGCUUGCACUAUCCUCCUCUGUGGUCCUUCUAUGGUUAUCCUUUACGAAAUCAAACGCAAUCCGCAAGACGCAGUAGCUGUAGCGCGCAAUGGCUUUUUCUACUGCUGGUUAGCUUCUGAAGGUGGCGCAGUCGAGGUGGAUAUCUCUGUGCAUCUUGCCGAGAUCUCAGAAUCUAUCGAAGGUAUGCAGCAGUGGCCAUACAAGGGAGUUGUAGAAGCCCUCGAAUUACGUACGAAGCAUCUCGCGAAGGAGCAUGCCCGGGGCAUUGACGGCGGGACCGGUAAGAUUGUUGAUAUGAAGGAAUAUGGUGUCUGGGAGCCUGAGGCAGUAAUGCCGCAAAGCGUCAAGACAGCUAUUGAGUCUACUUGGCUUCAACUUCGUGUAGAUGAAAUCUGCAGCGCCAAGGGAGAUAAACAGAGUGGCAGGGCUGGCAGGGGUCAAGAGGAAUAG
Messenger RNA from Tuber melanosporum (Perigord truffle), 666 nucleotides. RefSeq lists its product as uncharacterized. The coding region runs from base 1 to 666 and encodes 221 amino acids. The record is from RefSeq and is a predicted model, not a curated record. Gene Ontology annotation, cellular component: chaperonin-containing T-complex. Gene Ontology annotation, biological process: protein folding. Gene Ontology annotation, molecular function: ATP binding; ATP-dependent protein folding chaperone. NCBI's taxonomy places the organism in Eukaryota, Fungi, Ascomycota, Pezizomycetes, Pezizales, Tuberaceae. The transcript is spliced from 6 exons.